AUGACAUCCGAAGCCUCUUCUCUCAAGCGACCACGUUCACCCUCCGAGCACCACCCUCUCCCGGCGGCCAAAGUUCCUCGGACUGCUACCAACCACUUGCAGAUCAACUAUCUCGCUCGUCAGCAUAAGGAAACAAUUCCCCUGGUAACCGUCAACGACAAGCUACCCGAAAUCGCAAGGCUCCUCGGCGAAUAUGACGGUGUGCUACAACGCCAUGAAAGCAUGGCUGGGAAUCUGGGAGCAUGUCCACUGGGACCAAUUCUGCUCAAACGAUUUGAAAGAUUGUUCGAGGGACCGCCCAAAGUGUUGAAAUCCCAUGCCAAAGACUCGACCAUUAGUUGGUUGGAUGUGGUCGAGUUUGCUCAGAGCAGUCCUAAACAAUUCAACUUGGAGAGAACUCGCAACGGCGUCCGGGUGUGUCAAUUCUACACCAAGCAAUGUCGCGUGGAAAUUUCCGAGGAGGAUUAUGUUCUGAUUGCAAGUGGCAUGCCUCAGAAGCUCAUUCCUCCCCAACCAAUAUUGGAGGAUGAAGAGAAGGAACUCGGUGUCAUGGAUUUACUGGAUCGGAAUAUUGGCCAGAUCAUCCAACUUGCAGAUCAAGUCUCUGGUCGAGCUCGGCAGAUGAUUCACAAGAUGAAAAACCGCAGAACGGCUAUUCUGAGCCGUCGGGAGCAAGAGGCAGAGUCUAGGAAGCCGCCUCAACGAACCGAUGCGUCGCCUUUGUCUCCGCCAGACACCAAUGGUGUCCCGAAUAAGCCCGUUCGAAGUAUAGAGGUGUCCCAGUCUCCCCCAAUGGGAUUCACUGCGGUCAACUUGCGACAUCCUGGUGCUGCCGAGGCAGAACCCAGACCUCCAGGAACCGGUAGUGGUGAAGCUGUAAGAAAUCACACAUCAGAACUAUUUGCUACUCCACAUGCUCAGAAUGUUACCAUCAUCAACGGCAAAUCAAUCAAAGACGCUUCGCCAACCGUGCGAGCAGAACUUAUGAAGAAAUUCUUGACACCCAGUGAGCGGGAGGCCGGCUUGACUGAGGACACUAUCCGACGAUCGUCAUUCAGCGCUGCUCGAAAUACCACCAUGCAUAAUUCACCAUCGGAGAACCCACGUUCAGAUUCCCUCGAGCUUGCUGGCGGUGCUGGAAAUGCCAAAAACCCUCCAACAGUCGCCAUUCCAAACACGCCAGCGUCAUUGAUGCCUCAUUUGAAGCCAUCGACCCUAGAGAGGGAUGACGGUGGGCCUUUCAAGUCGGAAAUGGUGAGGAGGAUGGACAACAUGUGGAAAGGAGACCGGGUGAUACCGCCAUGUGAUCGCUGUCGAAGACUUCACAUGGAUUGCCUGAAGAACCUGACGGCUUGUAUGGGCUGUACUAAGAAACACGCCAAAUGCUCCUGGAAGGAAGUGAAAGCAUCAGAACUGCAAGGAGUUGCACCACAAUCGACAAACGCUGAAGAAGAGCAGGGCUCUGCAACUGCGGCAUCCGAGAUAGCGCCUCCGUUAUCUGCUGGAUCUACAAUUGAAGUUUCUCGUCCUCCAGAAGAACCACGGCCAGCAAGCACGGGGAGACCAUCUCUUGGAUCGGUUCACGACCGAGAAGCGAAAGCACCGGAAAGCGUUGGGCCCAAACCUGAUCCCGGCCGGAGAAGUGAGUCGGCUCAGUCACCUAAUAUGUCGUCGUCGGCUCGAUUUGACGUCCGCCCACCACCCUUAGUACAACAAAUUCAGGACGCUGCAAAUGGAAGAACUUCGAGCGGUCCAGGUGGACACCGAUCCUUCGGAACGAGCGGCUUAUCAACAGCGUCGCGGGCAGAUGAGGAUGACGACCAGGGGGAUAGAUUGCAAGCACUUGCCUCACGUGUUUACCGGACAGCGUCGCAGAGCGGACACCGAAUAUAG
Molecule: messenger RNA, 1893 nt
Organism: Exophiala bonariae
Lineage: Eukaryota; Fungi; Ascomycota; Eurotiomycetes; Chaetothyriales; Herpotrichiellaceae
Exons: 2
Coding region: 1-1893 (630 amino acids)
Biological process (GO): regulation of DNA-templated transcription
Molecular function (GO): DNA-binding transcription factor activity, RNA polymerase II-specific; zinc ion binding
Source: RefSeq, a predicted model, not a curated record